Molecule: messenger RNA, 501 nt
Organism: Symbiodinium pilosum
Lineage: Eukaryota; Dinophyceae; Suessiales; Symbiodiniaceae
Source: the annotation of a GenBank genome assembly
AUGGUCCCAGAGCCCUACGUACGAGCACAACGUCCAGACCAGCGCGUGCGCGCUGUUUCCGUGCUUGCCGACAGUGAGGCACUGACAGACACCUUGGAAAAGAAGGGUGUGUGGUUCAGACCAGCGCAGAAGAAGAAGGAGCUGUUCCGAAAAAUGACGGACGACGAGCUGCGAGAACGUCUGCGUGACAUCGCGGAGCUCGUAUCCGGAUCACGGAGAGAGCUGCUGGAGCGACUUCACGGCAAGAAAGCGGAUGUAAUCACCACUUGGUCCAAAGACAGGGUGGAGACCGAGUGCCAGCGCUUAGGACUACAAGUCCUGGAAAAGAAGCAAGACAACGUCAAGAACAUCAGAAGUGCUCUGAAGCUGAACCGAAUUUCCAAGCUUAGCGAUGAGGAUUUGAUCUACGAGCUGGCUUAUCGCGGACUAGAAGCGGAGGACAGCCGAGAGGACAGCGAGAAGAAGCUGCAAGCUUAUUUGGAUGGCCGCCUCUUCGACUAG